AUGGACCGGUCGAAGCCCGUGAAAUACGGCCUUGAAAUUCGCCGCAAGCCGCAGAGCCAUCGCCCUGCGACGGCGGCGAAGCCGUUACCACCCGUGCGAGAUGCGAAGCUACAGUCGCUGUUCGGCGACGACGACGACGAAGACGGCGUGGAGGCGGACAUUGCGAGGCAGAACCUCAAGAAGCGAAGCCAGCGUGAGACGGAGCAGCAGCACGAGGCGGCGAUGGCGGAGGACCCAUCAGUGUUUGACUACGACGGGGUGUACGACACCAUCCACGCCGCCAGGACCUCGCGAGCCAAGGAGGCCGUGCAGAGACAGGCGCGCUACAUUCCGAACCUGUUAAAAACCACCAAAGACAGGGAGAAGGAGAAGGAGUUGGUGCAGGAGCGGCUGCUGGCGAAGGAGCGCGCCAAGGAGGAGGAGGAGUAUGCAGGCAAGGAGCGGUUUGUGACGCGCGCUUACCGCGAGAAGCUGGCGGAGAGGCAGCGAUGGCUGGCGGAGGAGAAGAGGAAAGAGGCCGAGGAGGCGGCUAAUGAUGUGACCAAGCGGACUGACCUGACAGAUCUAUACCGCAACCUGUACCGGGCACAGGAUGCUCAAGCAAAGUCCCCAGGUGCGCCGACUGCUCAAGCAGAGACCGGAGUGAAGCCCAGUGGGAGGUUGGCAGGGGGGGAGGAGGGGGAGAAGCAGAGAUCAGGGAGCAAGGAGCGUGAGCUGCCAGUGGGAGAGCCGAUGGGGCGGGGCAAGCAGGGGGAGGCACCUGCUGUGUUGUCAGCUGAGCGGGAAAGGGUGCUCGGGGGAGCUUCUCCAGUGGUGGGUGGGGAUGGGGAACAGGAAGGUGCUGUGAGUGCGGGGAGGGAUCAGGAGGAGAGUGGUGGAGAGGAAGGAAGUGGGGGUGUGGGAAGGAGUGGUGUUGCUGCUGCGCGUGCUGCUGCUGGUCCUGAUGCGAGCAGGGAAGAUGACUUGCCUCUGAGAAGCAGCCAGGAAGGUGCGGGCGAGGAUGAGACGAGACAGGCUGGUGGAGCAGGGCGUGAGGGGGGUUCUGCUGGUGGGGGGGAUGGUGCUGGUGGGGUUUCUGGUGAAGAUAGUGUGCCAGGUGUCAGCAAGCCAUUGGAGGGUGGUGAUAAGAAGAGUGUGAAGGUGUCGGCGGAAGACAAGACUUUCUGCCAACCCAGCAUUCCUGCCCGCGGAAAUCAAACGCCCCGCGGCGGGGAUCAAGGCCCCCGGCGCAAACGGUCGGACCAUAGCGCUUGUCAGAGCGGUGAUUUGCGCCAGGCUGGCGCAAGCCGCCCCUACCUUCUCGUUGCGGGGACCAUCCGCGGAACGCCUAGUGUGGGCGUUGCGAGGCAAACGGGGGAGAGCGGAAUUUCUCCUCGAGGCGCGGCUUCGAAGCGGAUUGUACGCGAGAAUGGCGCGGGAGGGGCGCAUGGAACGGCGAGAAUGAAUCCUGUUCGUCCAUCUGUGGGAGCAUCUCAGACGCAUGUUCUUGCGCAUGACUCACAGGCUCUGAGUGGUUUUAAACGAGCGACGUUUGACGUGGGCGAGAUGGAAGAAAAGGAGGAGAGGGAUGAGGAGGGGAAGGAGGAGAAGGUGGAGAGGGAGGAUGAGGCGAGAGAGUGUGGUGGUGCUCUAAGCUGCUGCAAUCGUGCCGAAGGCAGUGCUGAGAACCUGUUGAGUCGGCUCACAAGUGUUGGUGCUGGGAGUCGUAGUAAAGGAGAAACGGGCGGUGGCGAAGAAUACGAGAGAGCGAGAGGCGCUUUAACGAACGUGAUCCAUAACCGAUGCGCCCUAAAACGGGUGGAUGGCAACGUGUCAUCUCAAACAGAGGCAGGGGGGCGGCACGUGGCAGCAGGGAAUUCGUCGGGGCUGGAAACGGCUGGAUUCGGGCAGAAGAAAAAGCAACAGCAGGUACUGGGGAAUGCGGUGGAAAGGAAUGUGGCGGUGCGAGGUGCGGUACAAGGGGUUGAGAAUAGCGUAUGUUGCAACUACAAUGAGCAGGUGAAGAUGUCAGUAUUGAGGACGGAAGACAGCUGUAGGAAAGAGGAACCAGGGAGGGGAAGGAGCGGUAGCUGGCAGCGGGAGUGGAAGAUGAGCAACGUGCUCGGAGGUACAGACGGUGGCGGUGGUGCUGCUGCUGCUGCUGCUGGUGCUGCUGCUGCUGCUGCUGAUGCUGGUGCUGGUGCUGGUGCUGGUGAUGGGAACGAUGGGCCUGCUGCGGGUGGUGAUGCCAAUACCUGUGUUGCUCCUGCAGCUGGAGGUGCUGCUGCUGCUGCCGCUGCUUCUGCGGGAAGAGUAGCAGGAGCGGCAGUGCAAGGCGGAAUGGGGAGCGAGCAAGGUGAGUGCAGAGCAGGCAAAGGAUCCGUGAGGGAAGGAUUGGCGGAGGGAGAAGGCGUGGCGGAGGGGGGAGGCGUGGCGGAGGGGGAAGGCGUGGCGGAGGGGGGAUGCGUGGCGGAGGGGGAAGGCGUGGCGGAGGGGGAUGGUGCAGGGGAAAAGUCAGUAGAAGAGGAGGGGGGGGCUGAGGAAGCAGAGAGGGACGAAGCAGGGGAGGAGAGAGUACCGGGCGAAGAGGGCCCGGGCCCUGCCUUGCGGUCGAUGAUCCAACGGUCCAGAUGCUCCAAUGCCACUCCAACUAGGGGCAUUGCAUCCCGCAGCAUCAGCAGGGGAAGCACCUGGGGAAGGAGUGGUGGAGAAGAGCAGAAUACUCAAGGAGGCACGGGUAGUGCAGAAAGCAGCAACAAUGGGGGCGGCAAGAGGGGUGCUUCGAACGACGGAGUAGGGAGCACUAUUGAGUCGAUACUGGAAGGAGUGAGCGAUGGCAGAGGGGUGAGCAGUGCAGGCAGCAUCAGGGCGUUGCUGCGACGGUAUGUCGCCAAGGAGAAUGAAUGUGUUGCUGGGCUUGAGUCAUCGUGUGCUGGGGGAAGGUCAGCAGCAGCAGAGAGGGAGGCAGCAGCAGCAGCAGCGGCAUGUGUGGAGAGGAGUGGUUCUCAGGGAGGAGCAGCAGCGGCACCUGCAGCAGUAAAGGUAGGGAGGUCAUGUAGGGUGGCACCUCAGCAGCAGAGAGAGCAGAACGAUGAAGCUGAUGGAGUGGAGGCACAGGAGGAAGGAAGAGGAGGGAGAGCAGAGGGAGAAGGGAGAACAGAGGAUGAAAGGAGAGCAGAGGAUGAGGCGCGAGGGGAGUGGCAGGAGCAGAAGCAGAAGUACCUGCCGCAAUGCUGCCUUGAGAUGCCACAGAAGCCAGGUGGUAGUAGUACCCAGGCUUGUCAGCAGCGGAAGCAGAAAAACCUGCCGUCGACACAGCUGCUUGUUGGGUGCGCUGUGAAGCAGUGCAGCAGAACCUGGCCGCAGGUAGUGGGUAAGGCAGAAGAGCAAGCAGCAGAAGAGAAAGCAGCAGAGGAAGCAGAGGAAGCGGCCGAGAGGACAGUUGGGAAGGUUGGGUCUUGGAGCAGUGAAAUCCGAGGCUCGGCCACUGGUGUGCUGCAGGGGCUGCUCUUCAGACCCAGGCGGAGGAGGGAGGGGUUGUCGCUUUCCAAUUUGUCUCGCCCCAAUCUGGCCACACCCAACCGGGAAUAUUGCAUGGGCAAGUAUGGCAUCGAUGCAUAA
Messenger RNA from Closterium sp. Naga37s-1, 3600 nucleotides. The record is from the annotation of a GenBank genome assembly. Lineage: Eukaryota; Viridiplantae; Streptophyta; Zygnematophyceae; Desmidiales; Closteriaceae.